AUGUGCGAACGGGGAGAGCCCCUCGGUGAGGGGGAGUUAAGGAAUAACAACCGGCAGGGCGGCGUGCUGACUGACAGCGAUGCCAAUGCCAAUGAUAUUCAGACGGAGGAUGGUGGGAGAACUGGGGAAACUGGCUCUCUGUCCGGGAUGAUGGCGGAAACAGCAGAGCAAGAUAAAGUCAUCAUCUGGGGCACAGACUCUCAGUGUGACGACCCCGAGCUGGCUGAGUUUGAGAUGCUGGAAUGUCAGGAGCUGGAGGCUUAUCUGGUUGAGGACGGGGAAGACUUUGUUGGGCUUGCAGACCGGAAGAAGCUUCAAGAACCGCCCUCAUCGUGCAGAAAAGCAACAGCAGAACAGGCAGCAGAUAAUACGAGCAGGGAAGAGGGGAAGUCAGCUGUGCACGGUGCCAGUGAGCAGGAAUCCUCACAUGUCUCUGAGAGCAGAGAGGCGUCCAGGACGGAGUUAAGCUCUGAAACAGAUGUCUUUGUGUCCUGUCUGUCCACUAUUUCAAGCCUAGCCACUGCUAUGGACACCGCUGGCAGGACGCAGAUGACAGACUCCUGGCACAUGGCCUCGGGUCCUCACUCAACCAUCUCAGAAGACAUGACUCUGGCCUCCCAGAUUUGCCCCACCAUCUCUGAGGGUGGGAAGGCCUCUGACAGAGCUGACCAUCCUUCCCGCUUCUCUAGAAAAAGCACAGUACACCAAAAAGACGUGGACCAGAAUUUGAAUACAACAGUUCACACGGAGGAGGUUGUUUCACAGGCACAAGGGAACAAUGGAGUUUUAUGCAAGGAUGCGGGUGAUGAGCACAGGAAGAACAAUAACCAGAGAAACAGAGCAGGGAACGCCAUUUCGGUGGAUAAUUAUGAUCGUACUGAGCACAAGGGUUCACCCUCCGCAACGAAAUCACACGAAGAAAGCAACACUAAAAUGGAUAAAAGCACACAGGCUGACGAAUCCCCUGGUUUGAACUGCGGGCCACCCAAUACAGGUACAAAGGGGACUCAGUCAUCAAGUGAAGCUAAAGUCAUAAAGAAGCAAGGCUCAUUUGAUAACAGUUUGAAAAAACAAAACUCUUUUGACAAGAGUUUUAAAAAGCAGCCUUCGUUUGAGAACACUUUAAAGAAGCAGCUCUCUUUUGAUAACAGCUUAAAAAAGCAGGGCUCCUUUGAGAACACCAACACCUCCAGCUCUUCAAGUCUGGAGAGGAGGAAGCCAUGGGGAAGCCCCAGUCGACCAGCAACUCCCACGUCCCCGAAAACUACCUCCUGUUCCCCCAAGAGACGUCCUCCCGGUUCUCCAGCCAAAGUCCAGGGCAUCAGGGCGCUGAGCUUGGAGCGCAGUGACUCCCCUCUUAGAGGUUUAACUCAAACCGUCAAGCCACCGGGUAAGACAAAUCUGAGCAGCGGCAUCCCCAAACCUGUCACGCCUCAACAGAAGGAGGCAGAACCGCGGAGGUCUUCUCCCCCGCAGAAACCCAAAAACGUCCGACCAAAAAUCAUCACGUAUGUUCGGAAGAGUGCUCCUGCAAAACCGCAAGUGAAUGAAGCUCCACAUGAAGCCUCUACGCACCCUCCAAGAUUAUCCUCUUACUCCAGCGCGCCAGCCCACAAAGAUCCAAAGGUUGCUCCUCAUCCGAAAUCCACGCCGGUGCUCUGUUCCUCCAACCUGCUGUUUGACAAGUACAGACAGGAAAUGCAGAAAGCAGGCUACUACCCUCCAGGCGUCGCUGCGACUGGGAUGAAACCUCCGGGCAGCGCCGUCCCUCAGCGGCUGGGCGGGAAGUCGGACAGCUUUCAUGAGGAGAUGUCGGAGAAAUAUCUGCAAGAGCAUGUUCCCCAGGAUGGAGGAAGUGUCUACCGCUCACCCAGAGCACUGAGGCCUCAGCUGGGGUUGGGAGCCGUCACCAGGCAGCCUGCAGCCAAGACAAGAGUUCAGUCGACGGGUCAGAGGUCAACCCCGGGCCCGUGCCAAUCUGCUCAGGCAGCCAGAGCGUCCACUGCAGGUCAGGAUCUACCAGGAGAGCAAAAGAGGUCAGGCCCAGAAACAACCCCUAAGAGUCUGCUGCUGAAAUCAGGCCAGUCCGGUCUCCGUCCUCCGGGCUUCUCCGCCCUUCCAGCUGCCCGUCUCGCCGCCUUCGGCUUUGUCCGGAGCUCCAGUGUCUCGUCUGUGUCCAGCAACCAAUCCAACGACAGCAGCCACAGCGAUCCCAGCCGACCUUCUCAGCAUCCCAGCAGCGGCAGUGAUGACACACCUCUGCAAAAAGCCAUGGCACCUCCCAGCAAAGCCCCCUAUGCUCGGCCUCAGCCUCCCAACGCCCCCAGCCUCCAGCGCCGCAGUCUGCCGCCACAGCCCUGCUCCCCGCUCGCCUCUCGGAAAGAUUUGCAGAAGGACACAGAGUCUGCGCUGUCACCAAAGUCCUCCCCUAAAAGAUUUGCAGUGGUUUCGCCCAAGCCCCAGUCCCCGGUUCGUGGUCGACCAGCAGCAAGUCACGCCGCCGUUCGGCCAGAAAGGACGCAGGAGUUGGACCGAGCCCUGAUCCAGCAGCUGCGAGAGCGCUGCGAGCAGCAGGCCCUGCAGCUGCAGAGCCUUCAGGCGGAGCUGAAGAAGGCCUCCCUGUGCCUGGAUGUUUUCAGCAUCACGACCCAGCACUUCUGUCACAAGAGUGAGAGUGCCAUUGUGAAGGAGAGGGAGCUGUCCCUGGAGCUCGCCAGGAUCAGGGAUGAAGUGGGUAAGUGGGGUAAAGCGUGA
Stegastes partitus (bicolor damselfish) is the source of this 2754-nucleotide messenger RNA. The record is from RefSeq and is a predicted model, not a curated record. NCBI's taxonomy places the organism in Eukaryota, Metazoa, Chordata, Actinopteri, Pomacentridae.